GCUCCGCUGGCAGUCAGCGCUGCGGGUCCGCUCCUGCUGGAGAGCCUGCGCAAGCGGUGAGCAGAUGAGCCGUCCUUGAUGCUGCUGGCCAGGCCUGACGGAGAACCAGCGGCCCCAGGGUCAGGCUGGGAUCAGAGAGGCUGCGUGUCCGAGGCUGCCGCGCCGUUUCCCAGGCGCGUGGCUCUUCUUUGGUUCCUUCCGGAAGCAACGGCCUUCGCGGACCUGUGACCCGGCAGCAGCCCGGGCCCCCGUCGGAGCGAUGUGGAAUUCUUCAUUGGAACAUGUGCUAAGCCCUGGCACUAAGAAUAAGGAGGUGAACAGCCGAAAACAACACUGCAGGAUGGGUCAGGCUGCUGGUGUCGGGGAGUGGCAGUGGACUCAACAGGACCCUCAGGUUUGACCAUCCUCACCUGGAAUAUUUCCAGUGGUCUCAUGAUCCUGAUUUUGGCUGUGGGUUGAACUGCUCAGCUGAAACUUCUGAGAAGUCACUGGCUGGAAUUUCAGAUUAUCUUGAGAACAGACCAGCAACAGAAGCUCCGUAGUGACUGGAGCCCUCCACCUGCAAGAUGAUGUCUCCACCAGCAAGAAAGCCAUCACCAGAUGUGGCCUCCCAAACUUGGGCCACUGUCACAACCAGGGUCACCGUAGGUGCUGUAGGAGACUAGCCAGUGUUACUCCCAGUACACUAGAUACAAAGAUACCUCCACAAUGAGUGGUGACAGAUCCUCCCACACAGAGGAGGAGGUGUUCCGGGGAUAUGAGGUCCUCAGAACACUUGGCAAGGGCAGCUUCGGCAAGGUGAAGCUGGCCCGCCAUAUGGAGAGUGGGACCAUGUUGGCUGUGAAGAUCAUUGCCAGAGGGCACGGGGAUUCCUCUGAAUCCCCACAGGCAAGGGUAGAAGCAGAGAUUAUGAAUUCUCUGCAUCACCCUCACAUUGUGCAGCUAAUGCAGGUAGACUACACUGCAGAAAAAGCCUACCUGUUCAUGGAGUAUAUUAGCGUGGGGGACCUUGGAAAGUUAGUGGCGGUGCGUGGCCACCUUGAGGAAGGAGAAGCGUGUUACUAUUUCAGUCAGACCCUAGAAGUAGUGGAAUACUGCCAUAAGCAGCACAUUGUCCACAGAGAUAUAAAAUUAGAAAAUCUCCUUGUGGACAGAAACAUGUGCAUUAAACUAACUGACUUUGGCUUAAGCAAGAGGCUGACUGAAGGCCAACAACUCAAUUCAUUGUGUGGCAGCUUCGAAUACUGUGCCCCGGAAGAAUUCCUAGGUAAGGAAUUCGACGGGUACAAGGCUGAUGUGUGGAGCCUGGGUGUGCUCCUAUACACCAUGGUGAAAGGGUGGCUGCCCUUUGAAGGGGACAGCUUUGUGUGCCUGAAGGAAGCCAUCCUGGCUGGCUCUUACGUAAUCCCCUCCUCUAUAAGCGGAGAACUGGAGCAGCUGCUGGACUGGCUGAUGACCUGUGACCCUGCUAAGAGGCCCACGGUGGCAGAUGCUAUGGGCCACAAGUGGCUCCGCAUGGAGCAGAAAGGGCCCAAACUGAGUGAAGAUGCAGCCGAACAGUCUCUGAGUUCAACCGAGGACGAGGACAUCAGUGGAAGUGUGGAGAGCCUGAGCUCUCAGGAGGGCCUCAAAGAACAGGACGGCCCCCUGUGGGGACAAGCCCAGCUAAAGGCUUCCCUCAGAGGAGGAGGAAGUGAAAUGUACAUGGGGCUCCCAGGUCCUUUGCAUGUUACUGAAGGUCCGAAAUACCGCUCAGGCCUCCUCUUCCAGCUGGGCCGUGAGGAGGAGGAUGGCUGCUGGUGCCCUGCUCUGAGCUGGGGGAAAUCCCAGGAGGGCUUCAGUGGAGCAGCAAGACCUGAGCUCACUGAAGUGGAGCUUCUAGCAUCUCCGGAGGAUGCUGAGGCCCAAAACUACCUGGUGGAGCUGGGCUUUCAGCUGAGCCAUAAAGCAGCCUCCCUGACACCUAGUCUGCAAGCCAGCGCCAUGUCCCCAGUGCUGCCCGAAGGUGACCAGUCGUCAGGGCUAAAUGCCUGCCAUGGAGCCCGCAGGAUGGACGGUUCCCCACCUGGCAUGAUGAUGAUCCACACUCCUCACCCAGUCCUCAGGUACAACAGUGCUGUGUCCUCUGUGUCCACUCUCAGCACCAGCAACAGUGAGGACCGCAGGUCAGAGAGUCCCCACCCUGUCAUAAGGAGGAGGACCUACAUUCCUGGGCCAGUCCUCAGCUACAACAGCUCCUUGUCCUCCAUAGCCACUAUCAGCUCCAGCAGCAGUAAGGGCUACUUAGCAGACAGGAGCUGUUCCCAGGGAGUGGCAGAGAACGAGAGCCUCCCAGAAAACCAACAGGAUGAGGAGGCGGGGACCUCGCCUGUUAAAGCUGCCAAGAGCAAGGGCCGCCGGGGGAUCUGCAGGAGGAUCGUGAACUGCCUUCUGCGGGUGUGCUGUAUCCUGCCAGACCCAGAGGAAGACCUCUGAAUUCAGAGGAGAAAGGUGGCCCCAUAGCUUCAUGCACUGGAAAUGCCCAAGAGGAAGUUAUGAUCCCUGUCUGGGAGGAGGGAUUGUGGGGAGGCAGUAAGAAAUAACAGGCAGGGAGUGAAGGCAAUGGGUCUCAUAGGAGGAACUAGGAUCAGGCGUCAGACCAGACCACACCACCAGGUCCUGUGUCUCAUGUGCUUAGCAGCUGAUCAGGUGAGCAAAACCUCAUUUCAGUGUCAGGUCAGUACAUUUCUCGGUUGUCACAUGGUUCAAGUAGUCAGCAGAAUAACACUUUUAUUGGUUAGCAUCCAUGACCAUUUGCUAGCCAUCAGAAAAACAGACACCUGACAUUGAAACGCUGUAGGGAAUGCAUCCAUUUAUAAGGACUUACUAUAGAAGCUCCUUUAGAAGAGGCAUAACAUACUGGGGCACAGUGCCAGCCUCAGGUGCCUUUCUCUAUCUGGAUUCUGAGGACAGAGCCACACUGUGUGCAUUCAGCAGAACUUACAGAACCAUAUGCAUAAACAUCUCCCCAAUCUAUAAAAAGUAGAAAAAGGAACAAAGAGACCAGGCCCUGGGACUUCCAAGAGCUGUACAAACCCUGCCUUCACGUCUACAAGGUGUGUGCAGCACAGGGCAAGUAACUCCCAUAUUCUGAGCCCUGGUUACCACUAAAAAAGUUGGGGAGAAGGCUCUGAAAAGUCCUUGUGACAGUUAGUUACUGGAUGUUUGGGAUGGAGUUUCUGGGAUGACAAAUCCAGCCAUGUGCUUGCUCAGGGAAACCCUGCUUGGAUGCAUCCAUCCCCAGGUACGUGUGGAUGAUAAGCCUUCCUUCUAGCAUGAAUGUACUGGGCUCUCAGGUUAUACUCAAAUAGUCCCCCAUCCUGUUUUGGGAUGUGUGCAGGGGCCACUGGCUGCUUGGGGGAUGAUUGGCAGCUGCUGGCCCCAGUGGCCCAUUUAGGUAUGUGAUGUCUGGGGUCACUGUCAAGUCCAGCCUAGUAUUGGCAGCUAUAGUCAAAUUGAGUAACUUUGGUCUACAUUGAUAGAUAUUGGGGGGAUUCUCUUACCUUUUAAAUUAUGCUAAUAAUACAAAACACAAAUGUUACUCUUUUAACCCUUUUUAAGUAUGCAGUAGUGGCAUGAAGAGCAUUCACAUCACCACCACUCCUCUCCUACACAUGAAACACUCCCCAUCCCCCUCCCCAGCCUCUGGCACCCCCAGGUCUACUCCUGUCUCAAUGAAUAGGACAACUCUGUCUCAAGUAUUAUGCAGUAUUUGCUCUCUUUAAAAUUUCAUUAUAUUUGCUCUUUGAGAGGCAGAGAGACAGGCAGAGCUCCCAUCAGCUGGUUCACUCCUUGCAGGCCUGUAAUGCCAAGUACUGGACUGGGCUGAAGCCAGGAGCUGGGAGCUCAAUUCAGGCCUCUCAUGUGCAUGGAAUGAACCCAAUCUCAUGAGCCAUCAGCUGCUACUUCCCUGUCUGCAACAGAAGAAAGUUGGAGUCAGGAGCCAGAGCUGAGAGUGAAACCCAGUAACUCUGACAGGGUACACAGGCAUCUUAACUGCCUGCCCUUGGUGUUUGUCUUUCUGUGGCUGCCUUGUAUUAUCCAGUCCUCAGGGUUCAUGCCUGCAGUAGCAAGUGUCAGAAUAUCCUGCCUUUAAAAGGCUGAAUAAUACUCCGUGGUUCAGUUGGACCACAUUGUUUUCCCACACUCACUUUCUUUUGAUGGUCCCAUGGGUUGUUGGCAUAUUGGGGUAAUGUGAAUAAUGCUGCUGUGAACAUGGGUACAAAUUACUCCUUGAGACCCUGUCUUCAAUUCUUUUAUUAUGUAUGUACUCAUGUAUUUGAAAGACACCGUGACUGAGAGAGAGCUCUGCCUCACUCCCCAGAUGGCCACAGCAGUGAAGGCAGGCCAGGAUAAAGCCAGGAGCCCUGCGCUCCAUCUAGGUCUCCCACAUAGUUGACAGAGGCCCAAAAACUGGAGCCAAAAUCUGUUGCCUUCCCAUGAGUAUUAGCAGGAAGCUGAAUUGAAAGCAAAUUAACCAAGACUGGAACCAGACACUCCAGUAUGGGAUGUGGACCUCCCAAGUGGCAGUUUAAUUGGCUGCACCACAACACCCACCCUGUUUCCAAUUCUUGGAGUCAUAUACCUAGAUAUAUAUACACCUAGAUGUAUAUAUACCUAGAUGGACUACUUGAUAAUUCAAUGUUUAAAAAUUUGGGUGGCAGUUCUCUUUUGUGGUGUAGCAGGUUAAGUCACCACUUGGAACACCCACACUCCAUAUUGGAGUCAGUUCAUGUUCCAGCUGCUCUACUUCCAAUCCAGCUCCCCGCUAAUGCAUCUGGGAAAGACAUGAAGGUUGUCUCAAGUACUUGGGCCCCUGCCACCUACAUGGGAAACCCAGAAGAAGUUCCUGCCUCUGGCCUGGCCCAGCUUGUUUGUUCUGGUCAUUUGGGAGGUGAAGCAGUAGAUGGAGGAGUCUCUCUCUGUCUCUGUCUCUGUCUCUCUCCUCCCACUCCCUGCCACAGACUUUGCCUUUCAAAUCAAUAAAUCUUUUUUUGGUUAUAAGGAAAUUAAGGAAAUAGCUUGAUAUUUAUUUUUAAUUUUUAAAAAAUAUUUAUUAAUUUGAAAGGCAAAUGUACAGAGGCAGAAGCAGAGAGUGAAAGAGAGACAGAGAGAGAGAGAGAGAGAGAGAAUCUUCCAUCUUCUGCUUCACUCCCCAAAUGCUCACAACAGCCAUGGCUGGGCCAGGCUGAUGCCCAGAACUUGGAGCUCCAUCCUGGUCUCCCAAGGGAGUGAAAAGAACUCAAGUAUUUGAGCCAUCACCUGAUGCCUUCCAGGGCACACAUGAGCAGGAAGAUGGAAUGGGAACCUUAACUUAGUCUAGAGUCCAGGCACUUGAAUAUGGAUGCAGACCUCCCAAGUAGUGUUCUAGCUGCUCGGCCCAUUUGGCUGUAACAAUGUUUAAUUAUUUGCUGAACUGUAUCCCAUAGUUUUCUGUUUUAUAUUUGUUAGGAGCACAUCCCAGGUCCUACAAACUCAAGGGUAGGGUGUUGAAAAAGUCAUGGGACAAAGCAGGUAGCUAGGUUCAGACCAUGGAGCUGGAAGUCACUGAGCCCCUGCCCAUGCAGUUCUAGCCUACUUGUCCACCAAACAACCCUUCCUGGGACACAUCUCCUUUCCUGUGAUCUGAGGGUGAGGGGCCAAGUGAGUAGCCACUUUCCUUCCAACCUAACACACCAGCAACACUGGGAAAAACAAGCUCUUCAGCUGGAGACCAGGACAGAAGGAGGUGCUACCACUCCUAUUCCCCUCCCCCAGCUGUUUAUGCUGCUGGCCACUCCCCAGUAUGCCCAUGCAUAUUUGUUCUUUCACCUUUCUAAUAAACUUCCUCAUUCUGGGCAGUGUAUAUGUGCCUGUUCUUAGAAUGCCUCUCUAAAAGAAGGCACAGACCUGGAAUACACAUUCAGCCCCACUUACUCCACUUCUUAUGGGUGAGCCAGCCAGGUGUCUGAGAAAGCCCAACAGUGAACUGAAAAGGCAACAGUGGUAAAUAAAAUUCAAUUUGUCUCUGUCUCAGCUGUACUAAGCCUUUACCUCCUUGUGAAAAUUCAAAAGUGUCUCCCUCAGCCUCACUGCUCUUGAUCUCAGGCAUCUGUUAAGAUGCAGUUGGGGGCACCUUUUUCCUAAGUUCGUAGCUAUAGAGGAUGAAAGGUGACUAUGAAAUGUGUUUGUAAGGAGGAUCUGGACAGAGAAACGGGAUAAGAGUCAGCCAGUUUGUGGCCAUGUGCCCAAAAUCUGUGUUUCUAGCUUGUAGUGUUUUUAAAAUUCAUUCUCGCUGCUGAAAAACCUGGAACUCAGCAUUUAGUUUCUACUAGAUGCAAUACACCUAGCUGAAAAGUUCUGUCUUAAGAUUUUGAGUCAUGGUGUUUUCCUUAUUAAGAUGGGCAGUUGGGCCAAGCAACUCACCUUUCGCUAGCAAACGUCUCUUCAGCUGACUGGAGUGGUCCUCAAAACAGGUGUGCAAUGUAUAUGUGCCACACCCCCUGUCAGCAGGUGGUACUUCCUAACAAGGCAGGAGUUCCUCAUCAGGAGCCGAGGGAGGGACUUUGCCCAACCAUGGAAGCCUCAAGUGUGGCUUCAGUUUUUCAGUGGAAGCUGGAAAUGGACCCCACUUGACUUUGGUGGACCCCAUAGCUAGUGCAAGCCAUGUACCUAGUCAGCAGCACUACAAUUUAUCUUAACUUUAUGCUGGUUUCUGCUGCCCUGGAAUACACAUCCGGGUACGGGUUUCAAUGCUACCUGAGGUCACAAGCUCUAGAUAUGCUGGUCCUAGCCCCAGAGAAUGUUCAGGGCUCAGAAGCUUCAGGGCUUACAAACUCUAGCAGCUGAUCUUCAGGCAUAGGCUGUGUUAUUUUUACAACCCAGGAGCUUUUCCUCCUGGCAUGUGGAACAGUGCCCCACUAGAGAUCAGUUUCUUACAGAGAUGACAUCCCAUAAGCUCAUGUUGGAUGCUGGGAAAAUGCCCCAAUUAUACAUGCGUUUGCUCCCGAGUGGGUUGGCACCUUUGUGAAAGCAGCAGCACUCUUCAAAUGGCCAGCUUAUGUAAGGCAUGCUCAUUCAGACAAUUUAACAGGGGCAUUGGGCAAUGAAGAUACCCUUAGAUAUAAAUCAACCCACAGGGAGCCCUGGAGGCAGACUGCUUAAAACUGAAAACCUCAAAUUGGGGUAUAAAAACUUUGUAAUGUAUCCAAUACAACUAAUACAAGGGAUCUGAAUCACAUGUAUAAGCGUAACAAGGUUUGUCUUCUCAGGUUCUACAGAAACUUCAGCUGUAUAUGAUUCCUCAUUCGUCCCUGUGGACUCACUCCUAAGGGUACAGUUUCAAAAACCUCUAGAAAAUUGAGAUACCGAGUGGUUUACUGACGGCAGUAGUUACAUGAAGUACAGAGUUAAAAGGCAGGUUAUGCCAUGGUGGGUCUUCCUCAGGUCAUACAAUCUCAGACAUUGCCAACUAGCACUUGAUUGCAAAAGGCCAAACUUACUGCUUUAACUAGAGCCUUGCAAUGAGGGAAGAGCUAAUGAGUUAAUAUGUAUGGGCUCCAGUUUGUUUUCCUUGGGUUCCAUGCACAUGGAGCAAUUUGGAAAGGAAGAGCCCUCCUGACUGCAAAGAACUCCCAUUAAAUAAGGAGAAGAGAUGUUAGCUGUCCUUCAGUAGUACUGGAGUCUUCAGAAAGUGGUUGUCAUUCACUGCAGGGGACACAAGAAAGCCUGAUAGCCAUGCUAUUCAGGGAAAUGUGCUAGCAGAUAAGGCAGCAAAAGUCGCUGCUGCACAGCAGGUUCUAGAAAUAGCUUUACUACCUGAGCUUUUUGGUCACUAAAUAUCCUCACUGCAUGAGCCCUGUCAUAGAAUCAUCUCCUCAACCAGGCUACAUGAAGGAUGCCAGUGGAGGUAGGCAUUCAGUCAUAAGGCCAUGUGCUGAAUGGAGGAUUGUUAAUAUAUGACUCUCACUGUUUUGGAAGAGGCAGUUUAAUGCCAGGAGUUCCUUGGGUAUUUGGAGGGUAAAGGCUGCAUACUGUCAUAAAGACAAUACCUCAGCAUGUGGUUUAGGUUUUUCUUAUCUCCAUGCCCCUUGGAGACCUUAGUCAUCAAAUAAACUAAAAAAGCUAAUCAUCAUAUUCUUCAGAUAAUCCUGGCUAAGCUUUGCCAAGAGACCUCAGAAACAUGCCUUAAAUUCUUACCUAUUGCCCUCAGGAUGAAAGUGGCACCUAAGGCUGUUUAACUAAAAUGCUCUAUAAAAAGGUCGUCUUCACCUCUGACACUCUCUUUGACUCAGGGAUACAGGAUCAGAUAACAGUUUAUUAUUAAUCUUUUUCCUGUACAAGAGGCUAAUGGACUGUGGUAAUAAAAUUCUCACAGUGCCAGGUCCCAAAAGUCAUGAAUAGCCUGUCCCCGGGAGACCAAGGCUUAAGAGACACUUGGAGCAAAGACUCUUCCUCUGAUCCACAGCAGCCGAAAUGAAAGGGAUCCUACCAGGUGCUCCUCAGCACUCCUACUGAAGUCAAAUUCAGGGCAUCCCAAGCUGGGUAUAUUUGUCAAGGAUCUCAGUUCUACCUCUUUAGUCUUCACAGGUGCACACAGAGAACAAGUCUGCUCACUCUUGUGAAUGCAUCGAAGAUCUCGAAUACAUCUUCAAAGGGCAAAAGGCUUCUCAAAAUGAUGAUGACCAUGCGGGGCAACAGCGAUUGGCCGUGACAGAUGAAAAUUUCCCAGCUCAUGAGAUGGAUCGAUUAGAUGAGAUAAGGAGAGGUUUCCGAACCCUGGAUAGGUAGGGACAACGCCCCUGGCCAGCAGGAAGUAGCUACAGAAGACGGAUCAUCAUCCUUCAGCACCCCCUUAAGAUGAAGGGUCGGAAAUCUCUGCAGGGGGAUGAGAUGGGAUAAGGCAGGUAGCUAGCUUAGGGCCACAGAGCUGGAAGUCCCAAGUCCCAAGCCCUCGCCCCGUGUAAUUCUAUCCUACUUGUCCAAUGAACUGCCCCUUCCUGGGGCAUGUUUCCUUCUGGGUGGGGCACGUGCCAUGUGAAUAGCCACCACACUUCUACCUGAAAAGCAGCCAGCACUGGAAGAAGUGUGUCCUGCUCUUGGGAGAUGGAUGCUGAGGUGCUCUCUCUCCACUUCUCCUCUCACAUCCGUUUUCUCCUGGCCCACUCCCCACCCACACUCACGUUUCCUUGCUUUAUCACCCCUUAAAUAAAUGUUAUCGUUUU
Molecule: messenger RNA, 9242 nt
Organism: Lepus europaeus (European hare)
Lineage: Eukaryota; Metazoa; Chordata; Mammalia; Lagomorpha; Leporidae
Product: MAP/microtubule affinity-regulating kinase 3-like
Exons: 6
Coding region: 709-2475 (588 amino acids)
Biological process (GO): intracellular signal transduction; protein phosphorylation
Cellular component (GO): cytoplasm
Molecular function (GO): ATP binding; protein serine/threonine kinase activity
Source: RefSeq, a predicted model, not a curated record